This is a messenger RNA of Physella acuta, 5844 nucleotides long. RefSeq names its product high affinity cGMP-specific 3',5'-cyclic phosphodiesterase 9A. Gene Ontology annotation, molecular function: 3',5'-cyclic-nucleotide phosphodiesterase activity. The record is from RefSeq and is a predicted model, not a curated record. NCBI's taxonomy places the organism in Eukaryota, Metazoa, Mollusca, Gastropoda, Physidae. Gene Ontology annotation, biological process: signal transduction.
GAAGGGUGGCGGGCGGUGGUGUGUUCGUGUUGUGACCGAGUAGCAGAAGUGAGGGGAGGUUUUCAACCAGGGGAAUAUAGUUUUUUUUUUCUCAAUAGAUUUCUGGAGUUGGUUCUAGCAUUCCUAGGAUACUAACGACAGUGCUUGUGAUUAUUUUUGUUCAAGAAUUUCUUUCUGAUGUCAAAUUAAUGAGUCUCCACACUAAUGACAUGUCACCAUCUCAGCAUAGAAGUCACCACUCAGUGUCACCACCUCAUCGCGGGAGUCACUAAUACAAUCACCAGACGAGUCGAGUCACUACUCAGCGUCACCAAUCAAGUCACCCUACAAAAUAAGUCUCGUGUAUCGUUUGCCCGUGUCACCAUUGACUGAACACGCGUAUUCUGACGUCACCAGCCACUAGAAUGAUUAGACGCAAGUCUCACCUUUGUGUAGAUCACCUUUUACUCAAGUCUCACUUAACGUCUUCCCCGAUACUGUGAACCCCGGACCCUAACAGCUAGUAGCUAACCUAGCUUGGUUUAGCUAAAUCUGACUACACAUAUUAUUUCAUCAUUAUCUCCACGAUGUUUUUAUACUAGUUAGUCUUUAUUAUUGUGACUUAUUUCGAAGGGAUUACAUUACUUAAUUUAAAGAAAGGGAGGUAAUGAUAUCAAUGUGAGGGAGAUAAUCCAUUAUUUUCUUACGUGUUUCGGGAACCAUGCCAUGAGCCACUGUUUCUGGAGUUUAAAUUAUCUACGUUGGACGUACCGUCGCCAUGACAACCAAAGUUAUUUACUUUCUGAUUAACGGGAAAGAGGAAUCGGCGGAGUUCAAUAGCGAUGACGACACAGAGGACGUCAGAGAGACUUUCAGAGCCGCUGCUGAGGCCGGUCCGUCAGAUAUCCUGAAACUUUACAACACGCGGAAAAAUCUGGUCAACAUUUCACCCAAGUUGCCAGAGAACACGCCAAGUACUCGGUACAAAUUAGAAGUAGUGGCAGCCGACUACAGUCGCUUUGCCCCUUAUUUCUUUGCAGAUAAGAACGGACUCCUCCCGUCCCCCUCCGGAAGCUGUGACGUCAGUGCAAUAGAUCAAAGGUUGUCUGCCUUGGAGAAAAAAGUUUACAUCGACAAUGGUGAAAUGCCUGAGACUUUCCAUGACCUCAAGGCCAAAGUUGACAAUUUUAAAGAAAAAUUAGAAAGUGUUGCCCACCUGAGUUGGUUAGGCUUAUCAAAAGAUUUAUCUAUUGGAAUGUCGCAACCUUUCUGGCAUAAAAAAUCUUCUCCGAGAAAGAUGGAAAUGCAUCACAAAAAAGUUUAUGAGCGUUUUAUGAAAUUUACCAAAGUCCAUGUUAGCGAUGAAGUGAGGAGAGAACUUAGAAAACAAUCUUUUGACAACUGGCAGUGGGACGACCCUGAGAUGUUGAUUCUGCUGAGACAGAUGUACAUUGAUCUCAACCUCAUCACAAAGCUGAAUAUUGAUAUGAAUGUUCUCCAUGAAUGGCUGUAUGAAGUGUAUAGAAACUACAACAUAGUCCCCUUCCACAACUUCAAGCACUGUUUCAUGGUGGCUCAAAUGAUGUAUGGCCUGACAUGGUUGAUUGACCUGCCCUCAAAGCUGGACACGCUUGAAAUAUUUACUUUGCUCACCUCCGCCAUAUGUCAUGACCUCGACCAUCCUGGGUACAACAACGCUUAUCAGAUCAAUGCAAAAACGGAGCUAGCCCUUCGAUACAAUGACAUUUCCCCAUUGGAAAAUCAUCACUGCGCUGUUGCAUUUGAUAUUUUGAAAAAAGACAAGUGCAACAUCACACGGGAUUUCUCUAGGGAUCAGUUUAAACGUUUUAGGGAUGGCAUGAUCAGGUGCAUAUUAGCAACAGAUAUGGCAAAACAUAAUGAAAUACUCAACUCAUUUAAAUCCAUCAUUCCUCAUUUUGAUUUCAAUGACAAGGAACAUAAGUCUGUGCUGAUGAUGGUGCUGAUGAAAGUUUCCGAUAUCUCCAAUGAAGCGCGUCCACUCUCUGUGGCAAUGCCGUGGCUAGACUGUCUGUUAACUGAGUUUUUUAACCAGCUUAUGAUGAUCUUGAUAAAAGUGGCCGACAUUUCAAAUGAGGCACGGCCAAUGGCAGUAGCUGAGCCUUGGUUAGAUUGUUUACUGCAAGAGUUCUUCAACCAGAGUGACCUUGAAAAAUUGGAAGGACUGCCUGUGGCGCCUUUCAUGGAUCGAGAAAAAGUAUCCAAGUCCUCAUCUCAAAUUGGAUUCAUUAAGUUUGUCUUGCUACCACUCUUUGAAACUGUUGGGAAGCUUUUUCCACAACUGGAGAGUGCCAUCAUUGAGCCAGUACGAGAUGCCCUGGCCUAUUACACAGAGAUGCAGAGAGCCCUCGAAGAGGAGAAAGCUAAAAAAGAUUCCUUAGCCGACAGCAUGGAAGGGGAUAAAAAUGGUCUUCUCCCGGCUAAACUGAAUAACGGCAGUGACGAGAAGGAGCCGGGCGGCAUGAAGACAUUGACACUGGGUCACAGUCUGACCCUGGCCAGAAACAACUCAUCCAACCUGCGACGCGGCAGCACAACGAGACUGACAUCGAAACACUCGAUGGAGCUGGAGACAUCUCCGUCAUGACUGCGGCCGAGCCUGUGUUUGAUUCCUCUUUCACCUCUCCAUCCAAAUAUUUCACUCAUUGCAUAGCUGAAAAAACACUUUGAGGAAUACAAAUUAGUGUAUUUACCUCCCUUUUAUAAUGACGACCAGUGAAUGGAGUAAACUUUAAAGCUGGUUAACUUAACCCUACCACCUGGUUUAACAUUGUUUUUACAGAAAACACAAUCCUGUGUUAACAGACAUAUAUUGUGAUAUUAGAAGACUAUUUUCACAAUUUUUUUGUUCGGUUCAAACACCUGCUCAAACUUUCUCUGUUUGAACUCAUCUUACACUCAGGCAUGUGAAAAGUGUUGUGAAACUAACAUGUGAAACAAAUCACACAACUCAAAUCAGUACUACUUAAAAUUUGAAUACUUUCAAAGCUGAGGAAUUCAGCAAUGGAGAAUCAGCGUCAGUAUUUGUCAAGUGAAAGACUUAAACAUUAUCAAUUGACAAAUGUAACCAAACUUUGGUUUAAUAGAAAUGGACUUACAUUUUCUAGAAUUCUGGCUAUGCUGUCAAUGACUGACUAACAUUACUAAGGAGGAAAAUGACUCUUAUGUGAAAAAAGUUUGGAUUGGUGUUUUAAAAGUUUUGUGAAGGAAACAUACUUAAGCUGCACUAAUUUUUCCGGGUGAUUAAUUCAUUUGAUGCCAAAAACUAUACUUAAUAUAAAUUAAUUAAAUUGCAUUUCACUUAAACUUUUACAGUUGUAUGUUCCAUUUUGAUGUCAUCCAUUUUUAACUGUUUUUUUUUUUGUAAUAAACCCAUUUGAUAUUUAGAAAAAAUUGGUUAAAAGUCAGGUUUGAGAGCCAAUUUUCAUUUGAUUUUAUAAAAAGUAGAAGAAAGUUUUAGACUUAGUGAUUUGUAAAUAUUAAUCCUAUUGUUAUUUGUUGUGUGAAUCAUGAAAGGUGAUUAAUUUAUGCUGUUCUGAAAAGUUAAUUGCUAAUUAUUCCUCUAGCAUAUAUUUAGUUUAAUUUUUUUCUGCUUAUAUGUUCCAUCUUAUCAAUUUCAUCAAGGUUUCAAUAAUUUCUACCCAAGGUAAAAAUUACUGAAAUCUCUAUGUGUAUUGACCUUGACCACGUGAUCUCUUAAUUCUACUCAUGACUUUUUUGUCUUACUAUUUUAAACCUGGCUGUUCUGUUUACAGUACAUUAUUUUAGCUUUGUUAGGCUGUUAAUUAAUAACUAGGGGGUUUCUAUCUCCGCCUCCUUUCCUCCAUUUUUUACCAUCUUGCAGGUAUGUUAAUAUUUCAAAUAAACCAAAUUAUUAUGGUACACUGAGUAUUCCUUAGGUUGUUUUCCAUGUUCUAAGUUUUAUGAGGCAAGCCCCUGUCACCCAAAGUCCAAUUUUUUAAACAAAAUAAAUGUUUAUACACCAUGUAAAAAUAGCAAACCUAUUUCAUUAGGCUUUGUCUAAAGAUAAUUAUUGAAUCCAAAAUUAUUUUUUUUAGUUUCUUCAAAAAAGGCAUAUGAAUGUUAAUAAAAAAAGGACUGAAAACUAAAAUAACUAUUAGUAUUAUCACUCCAAACUUUAAAUGUUGUCUACAAUCUGCUACAAUACAAAAUUUUGUCUUAUAACCUUCUUUGGUUAAACUAGGGGUGUUGUAGCGCUCUUUAAAAAAAAUUUAACUGUUAGAAAAUAGUAAACUUGUUUUGUUUUUUAAACUAUCCACUUAUAAAUUUCACAAAAUUACCCAUUAACUUGAGGUUCUUAUAGGUACAUUCUGCAUGGAGUUUGUAUAUAAUUAUUUAAAAAAAACACAUGUUAAUACCAUUUUUUUUUAAUUAAGAUUUGUUACGUUGGAAUGGUUAAAAUAUGUUUUUUGUCUUUGCAAUAAAAAUUUGAAGAAGCAUAAUAUUGAAACAUGGGUUGUUGUCCAUAAAUAAUGUCCCACAUCUGGGGAGAAGGAGGGUCAAUACUUUGGUAAUGAUGUACUUCUUGUGUAAAGGUGUCAAAGAAACGUUAAACGGCAUAAAGAGGAGAAAAAUGUACGUUUUCGCUAGAAUUAUGGUAGUAUGAAGAUGGAGGGUAGAAAUUUGUGUCCUUUUAAGGUGGUGAGGAUGCUUACAUUUUCUAAUUAUAAGACUUAUUUUGGUGUGGUAGAAUAAAAAUCGUUAAAAUUAUGUGAUCUUAUUUAUUUGGCCCUAUGAAGGAUUCGUCAUUAUUAUAUAAAAAACUAAAACAGUGCUAAAAAUAUUUUUUUGCUCCAGCUUUGCAGUUGAUUACUUGCCCUAAUGUUAGCUCUCUCCAAACCAAGGUCAAGAAAAGAUGAAAAAAUAUGUAAUCAAAAUAUGGAUAUUACAAACCAGUGUGAUCACACCACACAUAAUCAUCUCCAUCACCGUGUAAUAUAUGUAUGUAUGUACCAUUUCACUUAUAAUUAAAUAAUCCCAAAGAAUUAUAUAUAUAUAUAUAAAUGAAAGUUAAAAAUUUUCAUAUUUUUGUACAUGACUGAAUGCUGAACAAAAACUAGGAUUCUAGUAAUGAAACAAAACUGUUAUUAGCUUUAAGUUGUUGUAGAUGCAUCCUUGACUCCUGUCUCCACUGUUACUAACUCGCCCCAUGGUGUUUACUACAUUGGUGAAACUACAUUUAAAAUUUGUUCUUGUAAUGUUGCCGUGGUAUGAGUACCUUUAAAAAAAUUAUGCCAGUAGAUAAAUUCAUUAAAAAGUAAUUAAUAAUUAAUUAGUAAAUUUAAUAUUUUGCCAUCUUAGUUAUAACAUAUGUCUAGUAAUUAAUUUUUAAAAAUCUAGGAGUAAAAAGUUUUCUUUCGCUAAUUAUAUUUUAACAAAUAUAAGUAAUUGUAUCAUUAAAUUAGUUGCAUAAUCCUUUUGUAUUAUGUAAAUAAUAAUUAUUGCCUUUAGUUUAAAAUAGAUUUAUUUUUUAAUAAAACCAACAUAGUACAAACUAUAAUCUUAUACUUGAAAAUUAUAACAAUUAUGUGCAAUGAUAAUUUUUUUGGGUUCUUGAUCAGUUUUGAUGGCUUCUCAAUAAAAAGAUUAAUGAUUGUUUGGUUGCCCCUGUAUAAAAUAUGGUUGUUUAUUAGUUUCAUUGUGUAGUCUGCUCCUGUCUACAUCUGCUGUAGAGUACACCUAUGAGGAAGACACAUAUAAUCAGCAUUGAUUCAUAUUUUUGUUUGUUCCUUUCAUUUCCUUUACCAUGUGCUCAUUGAACCAAACUGUAGAGUAUUAAAGAGGAAAGAAAUUUGGUGAAUUCUU